AUGGCUGCCAUCUCAAACUACACCGUCAUCGGUACAGACGACGACUUCUCCGCCGUUUACCAGCCCACAACCUCAACCGUCUAUGCCAUGAACUUCUGGGCUGCCUGGGCCCCUCCCUGUGUCCAAAUGAACGACGUCUUUGAGGAACUCGCCUCCAAGAACUCCAACAUCAAGUUCAUCAAGAUCGAGGCGGAAAAGUUCCCUGAUAUUUCUGAAGAAUAUGAGAUUGCCGCCGUCCCCAGUUUUGUCUUCGUCAAGGAGGGCAAGGUGGUGGAUCGUGUUGAGGGUGCCAACCCACCAGAGCUGUCCAAGACCGUCGCCAAGUACUCAAAGUCGCCAGCCUCAUCAGCAACCAAUGGAACCACUGCUGCUGCUAGCCCUUCGGUAGCAGCAGCCCCCACUAUGUCCGCAGAGGAGAUGAACGCCAGACUCAAGGAAUUGACCAGCAGCUCGAGCGUCAUGGUCUUUAUCAAAGGAACCCCCACUGCCCCUCGCUGCCAGUUCUCGCGCCAGUUACUCGAAAUCUUGACUUCCCAGAACAUUCGCUUCAGCUCGUUCAACAUUUUGGCUGAUGAUGAGGUCCGUCAAGCCAUGAAGACCUUUUCCGACUGGCCCACCUUCCCCCAGGUGUAUGUCAAGGGAGAGUUUGUAGGAGGAUUGGAUGUUGUCAAGGAGCUGGUCGCUACAGGAGAGUUCCAGGCCCUUGUGCCAGCAGAGAAGGAUCUCAAGACCCGCAUGGACGAGCUCAUCCAAAAGGCCCCCGUCAUGAUCUUUAUCAAGGGCAGCCCAGAGACCCCCCGCUGCGGUUUCUCAAAGAAAUUGGUGGCAUUGUUGGCGGAUCAGGGUGUGACCUACGACUCGUUCGACAUUCUGGAGGACGAUGAUAUCCGUCAGGGACUGAAGACUCAUGUUGACUGGCCCACCUUCCCCAUGGUCUUUUUCAAGGGCGAGCUUUUGGGUGGUUUGGAUAUCGUUUCUGAGAUGGUUGAGAACGGCGAGUUUGCUCAGGUCGUCGCUGAGGUCAAGGUUCCCACUGCAUAG
Molecule: messenger RNA, 1041 nt
Organism: Linnemannia hyalina
Lineage: Eukaryota; Fungi; Mortierellomycota; Mortierellomycetes; Mortierellales; Mortierellaceae
Source: the annotation of a GenBank genome assembly